This is a messenger RNA of Capsicum annuum, 681 nucleotides long. Its product is annotated as beta-adaptin-like protein B. Lineage: Eukaryota; Viridiplantae; Streptophyta; Magnoliopsida; Solanales; Solanaceae. Gene Ontology annotation, cellular component: membrane coat. Gene Ontology annotation, biological process: vesicle-mediated transport; intracellular protein transport. The record is from RefSeq and is a predicted model, not a curated record.
AUGAUAAAACUUACUUCAGACAGAAACAUAGACCAGGUGCUACACAUAUUCAAGGAAUAUGCCACGAAAGUGGAUGUUGACUUUGUCAGAAAAGCUGUCCGAGCUAUUGGUCACUGUGCCAUCAAAUUAGAGAGGGAUGCUGAGCGCUAUAUCAGUGUACUUCUUGAAUUGAUUAAGAUAAAAUGGGGUAAACUUGAUCCUACUCUUCUUGACGAACCACUUUCCAAUAUUGCCACUUUAUCCUCUGUCUAUAAUAAGCCUCCAAAAGCAUUUAUCACUCUUGUGAAGACCACUCAGAAAACUGAGGAUGAAGACUAUGCCGAUGCAGGUGUACAGGGUUAUUUUGAUUCUCCUGCUCUUGUAGCAGAAAGUGGUGCAUCAUCGCCAGCUAGUACAGCUAAUGCUCGGCAUCCUACAGCACGGCAACCAGCUGCACCUGUAGCUCUUGCACUGCCUAAUUUACUUGACCUUGGCAUGGAUAACAACAAUAGUGCUAUUGUAUCAGCUGAUCAGCUUGCAACCCUUGCUGACCCUCCUUUACCCAUCGUAUUGCCAGCCUCUAGUGGGCAAGGUUUACAAAUCAAUGCCCAACUAGUGCGGAGAGACGGACAGGUAUUUUACAGCAUGAUGUUUGAGAUUCCUCUUGAUGGGUUCAUUAUUUAGUUUAAUAAGAAUACAUAA